Eimeria mitis is the source of this 543-nucleotide messenger RNA. RefSeq lists its product as uncharacterized. Lineage: Eukaryota; Apicomplexa; Conoidasida; Eucoccidiorida; Eimeriidae. The transcript is spliced from 5 exons. Bases 1 to 543 code for a protein of 180 amino acids. The record is from RefSeq and is a predicted model, not a curated record.
AUGCAGCAUAGAAAGCAACAGCUGCUCUUGGGGGUGCUGAGAUCAGGUAGAGAGCAGCAACUGAGCUGCAGCAACAAAAAACAGCCAGCAGCAGCCGCAAGGGGAGGGCAGCAACAGCAGCAGCAGCAGCAGCAGCAGCAGCAGCAGCAGCAGCAACGGCAGCAGCAGCAGCUGGAGGGGGCGCAACAGCAGCAGCAGCAGCAGCAGCAGCAGCAGCAGCAGCAGCAGCAACGGCAGCAGCAGCAGCUGGAGGGGGCGCAGCCUAGGCGCCGUUGCAGCGGGGGGCCCCCGGGGCCCUUCAGUGCCCUUCCUGAUGAUCACGAGACGCAGCAGCAGCAGCAGCAGCAGCAGCAACAGCAGCAGCAGCAGCAGCAGCAGCAGCAGCAGCAAGUCCCCUCGGCUUCCCAUGCAAGCCGCGAGACUCUCUCCCGGCCGCGCAACAGCACCGCGUGGGCGCGGUGGGGGCCCAACCACCACCACCCACAGCAGCAGCAGCAGCAGCAGCAGCAGCAGCAGAAAGAGCAGCAGCAGCAGCAGCAGUGA